Pungitius pungitius (ninespine stickleback) is the source of this 5141-nucleotide messenger RNA. Its product is annotated as carboxypeptidase N subunit 2-like. Gene Ontology annotation, molecular function: protein binding. The transcript has 2 exons. Bases 141 to 1706 code for a protein of 521 amino acids. NCBI's taxonomy places the organism in Eukaryota, Metazoa, Chordata, Actinopteri, Perciformes, Gasterosteidae. The record is from RefSeq and is a predicted model, not a curated record.
UUUUUUUUAAGCAAAUGAAACCAUGCGGGAGCUGAAUGCUGACCAAAGGUUUUUGUCUUGCCUCAUUCUGCACUUUGUGUCAGACAGCCUGAGGAUUGACAGGGACGUUGUUUUGGGAUCCCAGAAACACACAGUGAAAAAUGGACAACAAAUUGUGUCUGCUUCUGUUCCUGGCGCCGCUUCUCUGUCACAGAGGCCAGACACAGUUACAAACCUCAUGUCCACACAAAUGCCAGUGUUUCACUUCAGUCCAAAUACUGUGUUCUGAUGUGCGGAUGAGCGCUUUACCCAGGAACACGUCGAGGCAGGUCAAGGACUUUAUAGUGAUCGAAUCCGACAUCUCGUACCUGUUCUCCCGCACUUUAGAGGACAGCCCCCAACUCACCAAACUUGUCUUCCUAAGUAAUGCGCUACAAAGUAUUCACACUCAGGCUUUUGAGCAUCUGACUGAGCUGCAGGAACUGGAAAUCAGUGGGAACCCUUUGCUGAAGCAUCUGUAUUUGGGGACUUUCUCAAAGCAGAGAAACCUGACUAAACUGAUGCUUAACUUCAACAGGUUCGAGACUGUGCUUCCUGGCAUGUUUGACUCUCUCAAACAGCUGGAAACCCUUCAGAUGAAGGGCAACGUCAUAUCGGAUCUGCCUGCAUUCCUUUUCCUGAACCUCCAUAAUCUGCGUGUCCUGGAUUUGUCCCAAAAUAUGCUUGAAGACGUAAAAAGGGAAACCUUUUCUGGUCUUUCUAGACUGGAAAUCCUGAGAAUGAACAGCAACCUCAUCAGCAAUCUGACAUCUGACAUGUUCCACAAUAUGUCUCAGCUGACGGAGCUACACUUUGAGGACAAUACGAUAUCUGAACUCGCUGACAACAUCUUCUUUGUGUUAACGAAGCUCAAGGUGCUGAACCUCCGCGGAAACCGUCUUACAGUUUUCAGCGAUAAAGUUUUUGGAUUUGAGGAAACAGAUUUGAAGGAACUGAAUCUGAAGGGGAACAGAUUGACUGAGCUGUCCUCUCUGAGCAGUUUGACGUCUCUUUCCGACCUCUUCUUGUCCUCCAAUCAGCUUUCUGAACUUCCUGAGGACAUUUUUAGAAAUGUUACAGCUCUCGAGAAUCUUGAUCUGUCAGAAAACCAGCUCACCGUGCUGCCUGAAAUGAUCUUUCACGAUCUAUGUGGCAUCAAGUCAAUCCAUCUACACAAGAACCACCUGAGCAAGGUGGGCAGCAAACUGUUCCAGGACCAGUAUCUCCUUCAGCAGCUCUACCUCUCUGACAACCAGCUGGAAACCCUCCCUGAGGGCUUUUUAGACGCUUUUGUCAUCCAGCACACAGUGAGACUGCACGGGAACCCCUGGAAAUGCGACUGCCACAUGGCGUAUCUGCACGACUGGGUGCUGACGAACAGCAGAAAUGUGGAGAUGCUGGACCGGGUGCUCUGCGUGAGCCCCGUUCACUUGAGUAGACGGGCGGUCGUCUCCGUCCACGAGGACCAGCUGGUGUGCCCGGUGUCUGAAGGUGCCACGGCUGAUCUCAGGGGCUGUAGCCUCCAAGCGGCUGGUGACACUGUGACUGUCAGUUGUAAAGUGGAUGGAUGUUCUCCGGUGACAGUGAAGGUAAAGUUUCAGGGGGGGGACGGCAGCGUUAAAGAGCAUAUUUUGAAAAAUGAGCAUCAAUGUAGCAAUGAGGCGACAAUUGAGAUCCCUAUCCAGUAGAUUUUCUUCUAAUUUUGACUUUUGGACUUGGAUUUAUUGUCAGGUAUUCAGCCUUUCUCCAUGCACAGUCACACAAUAUGUUCUGACUGUCACGGUCAAUACUCUAAACAAAUAUCUAAAUCACCACAUGAUAUGCGUGCUGCUGAAUGAUAACAGGGGUGGAUGAACCCUGCGCUUGUAAGGUUCAAAGUUCAAUCUCAGUACAUGCCUCUGACUCCUUGGUCAAGCUGGACAUGAUUAGAAUCACACGUAACAACUGCUUUUGAAUGUUUUGGAAGAGCUGCCAAUGUAAAAAGGUCAAUAAAAUGGGUUGUUUGCUUCUUUAAAAGAUUUUUUGAAGGUAAAAAAAAAAAACACUUAGACACUCAUCUACGAGAAUAUUGGUGUGGGAAAGAAAGAAAGUAAUCAGGACAUGCACAACGUCGAAGUCACUGGCAGAAGUCCAUAUAAUUGACAGCGAGCCCUCUGGAAGAGCAGUGGGCUUUAAAAAGGCUGAAGACCAAAGGCUUCAAUUGAGACUGUAAAUAAGUGAAAAAUAUAAAAAGCACUAGUAGCGGUGUUAAAAUGUUUUUUGGCUUCAGUCACUACUGAACAAUAUCUCCGCAUGAACUGGACUCUGCCUCAGAUGCUGUAUCAUGUAUGACCUACACAGUGAGGCUAAUCCCAAAAUCCCACCCCAAAAAACAUUUAUCUGGCAAAAUAGCAGCAACAACUAAAUUAAAUGGUUAAUGAAUAUAUCUGCUUCCAUUCCUCUGAUUUCACAUGUUUUAUGUUAUCUUUCUGAGUAAAUGUGUUUUUCUUAACGUCACAUUGCUGUGAUUAGUGGGGUUCAUAAGGGUUCAGCAUUUCUGCAAGUCAGCCCUCAAAUACUAAAAGACUCAAUAGUUGGACGCCCUUAAAACCUCAUGGACUAAAAGUGCAGAAGUACCAUCAGAAAAAUACCCCUGAAAGUAGAAAGAAGAGUAUCUCUUGCCCUUGUUGUGUUUAAUAUACAGCAUAUAUGUUAUUAUAUGUUAUGUGAUUACUACCGAUGUGAAGCUGCUUUUUACUAUUGUUUGGGUAGUUUUACUCAUCAGAUCAGAUCAUGCAGUGAAAUGUUCAAUAUCUUCCUGUGUAGUGGCGGCAUAAUGGAAUAAGAAAAGUAGCUCAAAAUCCUACCUUGCACACUUAUAUAUUUUAUAUUUUUUUGACAGGAUUGUAGGCAACCUGUCAUGUAGGGGCUAGAAGAGUUGAUCGAGACACUGUGAUCACUCCACUGCCCCUGAACACUGGGAGGGAGGAUAAAGAGUAAGGGAGGAGGGAAGCCCGACACAACAAGGCUCACAGAUGGCUACACCUUGAAUACAGCGCUCUGACUCGGGGUUAAUAGGGGUCAAAGGCCAGGGGGUCGAUUGGGUCUUCGGCCCGAGUUGAAUGACAUCACAAUUCACACGACAAAAAGAGGUGACUCGUCUUACUUCCAAAGUUUGGAGUGAUGGCAUGAAAUUGGAGGUAAUCCACAAUUGGACAAAAUGGUAUAAACAUGACAUUUCAAAUGUUAAAUGCUGGGUUGUUAGCUAAUGGGCAACAACACGUGUGGAAGUCUUUAUUCAGUGUGAGUGCCUGGGUUUAUAUUGAUAAUAUAGAAAAGCUUAAAGACAGUUUAAUCAAACCACAUUAACACACAUAGUCAGCUCGCCUUACACUUUCCCUCAUCUCUACUCUUUUAGUUUUUUCCACUCACAACUUUAUAAUUUUGGUUUCUUCUCGUCACUGCUGUCGUCAGUUUUUGUUUCCAGCCACGGCAGUGCUUUUUGCCAAUUACUAUCAUUGCCCUUCCAAAUUCAUAGCGGCAGGGUCUGAGUGGCGUCCUGAGGACGGAUGAAAAGCAGCACUGACCCCCGCGGUUAGAUCCCAUCACUGCGUCCUGCUUGGUGGGCAGUUGGUGCCGGACGCCACGCCGCAUUCUGCCCCUCUUUAGAUGGGAGAGGAGAGAAUCAGAGGGAUGGAGACAUUAUCUGGUGGGACGCACAAUGUCCAAAAAAACACAAAGCACUGGGGGGGGGGGGGUUCCCACAGAGUUUAGAGUGGCCUGUGAGGAGGGUGGUGGCGAAGGCUGGGCAGCGUCCUCACGACAAAGAGUGGAGGUCACCUCAGACUCAAUGCCUGGGGCGAGGAUUCAAGAGGAGAGUUUUUGAUCUGAAAUCGUAAACUUAUUUCAGAUCCGGUAUAUAUUCAAUAUUACCAUAAAGGCACACUGCUUAUGUCUGAACAUUCAUCUCUUCUCUGAUUAUGAUGGGGAGGAGUUUCAGCUUCUUUUUAAUGAGCUCAGUUAUCCGUGAAAUUAUAUCCAUCAGCAGUUCUUAAUAUGGGGGCAGGUGCCUAUUAGAUUCUCUCUCUGAGCCUAUGACAUUGUGAUACACAUCUGCCGUGACACGAUGACCUAAACAUCUCAGGGACACAAACAGACCAUUUUACACACUCAAAAUGUGAGCCUCGCUUACAAACAAGGGUCAAUGUUUAUCCCUCAGUGCACCCUGGGUAAAGGCUAAAUUGGUGUUGCUGACCAAAUUAAGAACAGCUGACCUGAUGUGGGUUUUAAGUGGACGCAGAGCUGCCACCAGAAUGGUAAUCUAUUGCAUGAUACGCUGGCUUUUGUCUUGUCCGUCCUCAUUGGAGAACAACAAGAGGCUAUAAGCUCCUUAUCAUCACAUUACAAUCAUGGACGAGGAAUCAGGAACUAUGGCCCCGGGGACCCUACUCUUACACGCCUAUACUUGUUUUGUUUCCAGCUCCCCAGAUAGAGAUGUUUUAUUAUGCAUGCAUCCAGCCUUUAUUGGAGGCUCCCUGCCAAAUCUAGCUGUUUGUUGAUGCCAAACAAUUGAAAAAAUACCUCCCACACUCCAACUACCUUGCAGCAGGAGUAGAGUGUGCUUGACGAAUUAUGGUUCAGCAAAAGCCCUCUUAAGCAUCCUUAAUUUUAACAUAUCAUGAAUAGAGUGCCAUCAGGUGCAAAGCUUGUCAUGAUGUAGUUCCAAGUUUAAAGAGAAAAGCGUGGAUUUGUUUCCAUUUUAAAAUCAAGUGUAAAAAAAAAAAGAUCUGAAUCAAUUCAUGCUGAAAAGAAAUGCCAUCUAAACCACCACUGUUCUUUUAAUGCAGCGCCCCUCUUUCACUGUGCAGAACCAUGUGACCUGGGGAUAUUUCUCUGGGAGACUAUGGUGAUACACGGUGUUUGAAUAUUUUAACAGAAAGGGAAACACUUUAACAAAGAAAACUAGGAAUAUAAAUACAUUCAUAACUAUGAAUAACAUCCAUAUAUCUUUACUUAUAUGCACAAACACAAAUAGUAAGCACACACACACAUUAUUGCAAACACUACACUAACCUUUGAAAAGUAGCCUCUUUUUUGGCCUCUGCUCUGAAAAUGGCACACCCAUAAUAAAAAGUGUAAUAACU